AUGACACCAUUGGCUGGCAUUGACAAAACAAUAAAGAUUUCACCAUUGGCUGGAAGUGACAAAACAAUAAAGAUGACACCAUUGGUUGGAAGUGACAAAAUAAUAAAGAUGACACCAUUGGCUGGAAGUGACAAAACAAUAAAGAUGACACCAUUGGCUGGAAGUGACAAAACAAUAAAGAUGACACCAUUGGUUGGAAGUGACAAAAUAAUAAAGAUGACACCAUUGGCUGGCAGUGACAAAACAAUAAAGAUUACACCAUUGGUUGGAAGUGACAAAAUAAUAAAGAUGACACCAUUGGCUGGCAGUGACAAAACAAUAAAGAUGACACCAUUGGUUGGAAGUGACAAAACAAUAAAGAUUUCACCAUUGGCUGGAAGUGACAAAACAAUAAAGAUGACACCAUUGGCUGGAAGUGACAAAACAAUAAAGAUGACACCAUUGGCUGGAAGUGACAAAACAAUAAAGAUGACACCAUUGGCUGGCGGUGACAAAACAAUAAAGAUGACACCAUUGGCUGGAAGUGACAAAACAAUAAAGAUGACACCAUUGGUUGGAAGUGACAAAAUAAUAAAGAUGACACCAUUGGCUGGAAGUGACAAAACAAUAAAGAUGACACCAUUGGCUGGAAGUGACAAAACAAUAAAGAUGACACCAUUGGCUGGAAGUGACAAAACAAUAAAGAUGACACCAUUGGCUGGAAGUGACAAAACAAUAAAGAUUACACCAUUGGCUGGCGGUGACAAAACAAUAAAGAUUUCACCAUUGGCUGGCAGUGACAAAACAAUAAAGAUGACACCACUGGCUGGAAGUGACAAAACAAUAAAGAUGACACCAUUGGCUGGAAGUGACAAAACAAUAAAGAUGACACCAUUGGCUGGCAGUGCCAAAACAAUAAAGAUUACACCAUUGGCUGGAAGUGACAAAACAAUAAAGAUGACGCCAUUGGCUGGCGGUGACAAAACAAUAAAGAUUUCACCAUUGGCUGGAAGUGACAAAACAAUAAAGAUUUCACCAUUGGCUGGCAGUGACAAAACAUAA
Messenger RNA from Pecten maximus, 1041 nucleotides. Its product is annotated as ovarian abundant message protein-like. The record is from RefSeq and is a predicted model, not a curated record. Bases 1 to 1041 code for a protein of 346 amino acids. Lineage: Eukaryota; Metazoa; Mollusca; Bivalvia; Pectinida; Pectinidae. The transcript has a single exon.